Panonychus citri (citrus red mite) is the source of this 3207-nucleotide messenger RNA. RefSeq names its product protein hu-li tai shao-like (gene hts). The transcript has 11 exons. The coding region runs from base 417 to 2621 and encodes 734 amino acids. Gene Ontology annotation, cellular component: postsynaptic density; plasma membrane; cytoskeleton. Gene Ontology annotation, molecular function: actin filament binding. The record is from RefSeq and is a predicted model, not a curated record. NCBI's taxonomy places the organism in Eukaryota, Metazoa, Arthropoda, Arachnida, Trombidiformes, Tetranychidae.
AAUAAACCUUAGGCGUUACCGAGAGUGGAUGAGGUUGAAUGUUGAUCGGUUGUUUUGAAAAAAAGUCUCUAAUUUUAUCAAUAAUUAGUGAAUCAAUUUAAUGUUAUUUUUUUCUUGUUUUUAUUGUGUUUUAUCAUUUAAAUCACCAUAACUCUAAAUCGAGAUAGAUUUUUAAAUUGUUUCAUUCUAUCAAUUGUCUAUCAAUAGUAAAAGAAAACAACAUAAGCAACUACACACAAGCAAAAAGAAAAUCAAUUUUUUUUUUGGAUACAAUAAAUAUUUUUCUCUCUUUCUCUCUGUGUUUGUGUAUCUCUCUGUCUCUGUCUGUCUGUUUCUAUUUUUCUCUGUUUCUUUUUCUCUGUGUGUUUUUUUUGUUAGUGAAAGUAUCAAAUAGUUGGUGAUUAUAUUAAAAAAAAAUGGAGAUCUCUAAAACCACAAGGAAAGCCAAUGGAGAUAUAUCAAACAACCUAACCACCACUGCAGAUAUUAUUAAUGAUAACAAUGAUCCAUCCUCAACUGAAUUAGCAACAAAUGAUGAUAUUAUCAAUAUGAAUCAAGUAAAUAAACCACCAGAUAUUGAACAAGAUCUCAAAGAAAUGGAGAGACGGAAACGAGUUGAAAUGGUUAUUAAUAGUCAAUUGUUUAGAGAAGAAUUGGAAAGGAUAAUUGAAUCACAGAUAAAUGAAGGUUAUUCUCCAUCAAGUUUAUCGGCUCUUCAACAAGUAACCGAAUUAUUGUUACCCAAUUCAGCGAGAAAUUCGUCCUUAGCUCGAUUUGGUUCCUCAGCGAUACCAAUCAAUGAUAUUCGAGGUGUUGAUGCCUUUAAUUAUGCUAAAGGCGAGAAAUUGCUUCGAUGUAAACUUGCUGCUGUUUACCGUCUUGUUGACCUUUAUGGUUGGUCUCAAAGCAUUUACAAUCACAUUUCUGUGAGAGUUAGUCAGGACCAAGAGCAUUUCUUACUAAACCCAUUUGGUUUACAAUACCAUGAAGUAACUGCCUCAUCUCUACUUAAAGUAGAUAUGCAAGGAAAUGUUAUCAAUCCAGGUUCCACUAAUUUUGGAUUUAAUAGAGCCGGUUUUGUUCUUCAUUCAGCUGUUCAUUCAGCGAGACCCGAUUGUAAAGCAAUUAUUCACAUGCAUUAUCCUUCCUGUGUUGCUAUUUCAUCAAUGAAAUGUGGUUUACUAAAGAUUAGCCAAGAAUCAGCUAUCAUUGGGGAUGUUAGUUAUCAUGAUUUCAAGGGGAUUGUGAUUAAUCCCGAUGAACGUGAAGAAAUCGCUCGUAAUCUUGGUCCAUCCAAUAAGGUCUUGUUCUUGAGAAAUCAUGGAGUUUUGACCUGUGGUGAUACAAUUGAAGAAGCUCUUCAUUUGAUGACAAAUGUGGUACUUGCAUGUGAAACUCAAGUAAAACUUUCAUCCAUUGGACUUGAUAAUAUUUACCAAAUGACCCAGGAAGCAGUUGAACAAGUUCGUAGUGUGGUGAAAGCCCCGGUAGCUAAAGUUCACGGUACUCCCAAGACCGAAGAAAGUGAAACAAAUAAAAUCAACGAUGUGACCAGAGAGACACUUAGAAAAUGGAAAGUCUGGGAUCUCGAAUUUGAAGCUCAGAUGCGGAUGCUCGAUAAUGCGGGCUUCCGUACAGGAUACAUCUACAGACAACCUUUACUUCGUGCUGACCAGCAAAGACCAAAAUACGACAUUGAGAUACCGCCCGCAGCAACUUCACUUAGCCAAUACUUUGAAGGAGACAAAUGGUUGAGUCCUUUAAAAAAAUUGGUCGAUGGAAAGAAAACUCAGGACAAACUUAAAUGGGUCAAUUCACCAAAUUCAUACCAAAAAGUGGAAAUCUCCGAGACCGGCACACUCGAUCCCAAGAAAAUUACCAAGUGGAUUCAAGAUUCUUCACCUUCACAUAGCAAUCCAGUUAAAAUUGAUAAUCCUCAUCAAUUUGUGCCUGUUAAUGGGGAUCCCGCCGAGUUUAAGCGAAGACAGGAAGAGAUGAAAAAAGUAAGAAUGCAAAAUAAAAUCUCCGGUGGCCCACAAAGUCAUAUUUUGGAAGGUGUUACAUGGGAAGAACUGAAUAAACGACAAACUGUCGGAAGCGGAGGAGGAGAUGAGACUGAUCAUGUAGUCCUUGUCGGUGCAGCUUCGAAAGGCAUAAUUCAACGGGAAUUUCAACACAAUGCAACAGUCUACAAGAGUGCAUAUGCCAAAAAUCCAUUCGACAAUGUAUCCGAUCAAGAAUUGGAAGAAUACAAAAAAUAUAUCGAAAAGAAACAAAGAGGCGAACCAGUUGAUGAUAUUCCUGAUCGUUUUAAACACCUUUUAUUGGAACCAGUGGUGGACCAUAUUAAUGAGGAUCAUACAAUCACUAGUCCUGUUGAACAAAUUAAAUCUCCUCAAUCACCAAUUUCUGAUGAAGAAAAAGCCUCCAAAUCUUUAUUGGAUCAUCCAAAAACUUCAGAUCUUCAGAUAAUUAUAACGCCGAGCCCUGAUGAAUUUUCUGAGUCUCGUAAAACUGAAGCGACAUCAACAUCUGAAAAGGAUAAAAAGAAGAAGGGAAUUCGAACACCAUCCUUCUUGAAGAAAAAGAAGCACAAGAAAGAGAAAGAAGAGAAGGCUUAACUUUCUUACUCAAAUAGAAAUUGUUUCCCAAAAUCAUCUAAUAAAUGCGAAUAAUAAUAAUUAAUUAUAAAAUGAGAACAGAGAUAAGAUGGAAACUGUUGAAGAUUGUAGAUGGUUUUUUUUUCUUCUGCCAUUGGUUCUUCUCUCUUCAAUCGGAAUCCAUGACCGGGAGUAUUGGUAAAUCUGCGGUAUAAUCACUCGAAAUCACCUUUAAAGUUUGAUUCUUUAUGCAUCGCUGUUUUGAUUGAACUUCAGCCAUCUCCAAUUGCAGCUCCUCAAUAAUUUUUUCUUCUGCCUUUUUCAAUUUACUCACUUUAUCCUUUAACUGCUUAAAUGUCUCCAACUGUUCAUAUUUGAAUGGCUUCAACAAUUUAGCAAGAAUAUUACCCUCAUCCAUUAAAAAAUUGAAUUCCCUUUUUGGAUUGACCGAUUCUAUUCGGUUCUUUAACUCGUCAUCGUUAAACAAUCCUUCAUAUUUUGGUCUCAGUAGAGCCAUAAUGUCACCAACAAAUUUAUCCUUCAAAUCAUUGUAUUUAUGCGUAUCCAACGCUUUUUGAUGAAUAAACAUCCGCAUCAAUGAAUCAAA